This is a messenger RNA of Ananas comosus (pineapple), 2381 nucleotides long. RefSeq lists its product as uncharacterized. NCBI's taxonomy places the organism in Eukaryota, Viridiplantae, Streptophyta, Magnoliopsida, Poales, Bromeliaceae. The transcript is spliced from 7 exons. The record is from RefSeq and is a predicted model, not a curated record. The coding region runs from base 141 to 2381 and encodes 746 amino acids.
UCUCUUCUUUUUCUUGUAUCGUAGUAAACCCACACUGCCACACAGCUCAUUCAUAGGGAAACAAAUAAAUAAAUAAAUAAAUUUUGUCUUUCAUUUCUCUUUUAGGAGUGCAAGUAAAGCGAAAAAACAUCGAGUUUAGUAUGAAGAAGGAUGGCUCCUCCCCUGCGGCUGCUGCUGCAAGUUCGCUGGCGAUCAUGGAGAAGAAGAAGAAGAAGCAGCAGCAGCAGCAGCAGCAGCAGCCGGCCGCCGGCUGCAUCGCAGUCUUCCUCGACCUCUUCGCCAAGAAGCGCAAAUUCUUCCCCCGCAAACUCCUCCCCCCUCCUCCUCCCCUCUCGGCGAAAAACUCUGGUGGCGGCGAGAAGCUUCCUGCACCCAAGAUGCUCUUGAUCAAGCACGAUGAGAACUCGGGAAUGGUGGGGAAGGAUGAGGCCGGCGGCGGAAUGCGCGCGCCGGGGGUGGUGGCCAGGCUGAUGGGCCUCGACGCCGUGCCGGCGCCGGCGGUCAAUCGUCAGGCAGCGGAGCCCUCGCGAGAAUUGCGGCCUCGGAAGAUGCAGAAGAGGGGCCAGUUGUUAGAGAGUUGGUUGGGCCGGAAUGAGGCGGCAGCAGCAGCGGCAGUGGCGGCGUCGAGGAGGAGGAGCCAGUGCACGCUUGCGUCGCCCGUGAAGUCCCCGAGAUCGCCGAUUUCUGGGGGGAGGAACAGAGCUAGGCUGAUUGGCGCUGCCGCAAAGAUCCUCGAGCCCGGCCUGAGGCCGAGGGCUCGUCCUCCUCCGCCUUCUCUUGCGCGUCUGGAAUUCAAUGCUGAUGAUGCCUUGCUGGAGGAAUCUGGACCAGCCUCAAAUAAUAAUAGCUCUUUUGCCGGUCGGGUUCGGGGUGGGGCAUUGGAGCCAAGGUCAAGUUGUGAGGGGAAAAGAGAGAGUGAUUGCGAGAAUUUCGCUCUUUCCGAUUUGGGUAAUUCUCGCUCGUCUCGUGACGGUCCUGGAGAUGAUCAUAAGAAGAAGACGCCGGUGAUUGCGAGGGGACUAAAUCGAGCAUCAUCAUCAUCAUCAUCACCAUCACCUCUUCCUGUUCAGUGUAGCGGAAAUGAGCGGGGCUCGUCGCCUAUAUUGAGUAAUCGGAAUAGGACGACCUCACCGGUUGCCCGGGCUGGCAUAGACGUCACCAAGGACAAAAGCAACGUGAAUUCUGCCCUUAAACAGAACAAUAUGAAGCAGAACCAAUUGCCUUUAGCUGCUGGGGAAGUGGCUCGGCCUGGUUCUACGGUGCACGGUCGGCAGAAUAACAUUAGAGAUGGUAUCGCAUUGCAUGAAGCCAGAGGGCUUAGUUCUGCAAAGAAAAAUCUGAAUAUUUCUAAAGCCCCAAUCAUAAAGGCUAGAGGAGUUGACAGAAUGGAUGUAGCCAGGAAAGGGCAGUCGAGUAAUAAUCUCCACUCUGGAAACACCAGUAUAGGAAAACCUAAACUUGGGACGCAACGAAAUGCCGAAAAGGAUUUGAUCAAUGGGAAAGAAACAGAGCAGGUUCGAACAAAGCCGGUUGGUCGAAACCCUGCAAGAAGUGAGUCAAGUGACUCAUGGAAAGAGGCGGAACUUGGUAAUGUUAAUGUCGUUGGGAGCCCGGCUUCGUCUAUUGUUUCCUUUACAUUUAGCUCGCCGAUGAAGCAUGUUGCUGGGUCCCUUAACAGUUCGGAUAUAACAAAGAAAAGAGGGGAAAUGAAGGAAUCUUUACGUUAUGCCGUUUUCAGUACUGAAUUGAUGGACUCAGAUGCUUAUUCUCAAAGUUCUUCCCAUAAAGAAACCACUUUUAGGCAUGACGUUUCUUGUAAUCUUGUUGAGCAGAAAACUAGAGGAGUCGAUUCCUUGGACCGAGGUGAUUUAGAGAAACAAUCUGACUCCAGUGUAAUCGAUCGUCUGAAUCAGGACCAAAAAAAUACAUCUGAUUGGACAGAUAGCCUUAUGAUGGGCAUCAAAAAUAAGUUUCAGGAUGCUGCAAAAGAAAGUACUUCUACUGCACUUCCGGCUAGAGAUAUUGAUCAUCUUAUUGGAGCUUCAUUCAUGGGUGAUGAUAACAACGGUUUUUCUGGGUGCUCAAANCGAAAGCAAACAGGAAUUGGACUUCAAAGGGACCUCAUGGAGCAGAAACGAGCUAAAGAACAAUCCCGGUUCUGCCAGCAGUAUUACAAGAACUCAUGGCUAGUUAGUGACAUCAAGAAGGAAAUUAGAGGCUGGAAUAAUAUGGCUGGCUUAGAUCGUCUGAUUGGUGAGGAUCUUGAUCACUCAAACGAGAUACGGAUGGACUUCUCGAUUGAGUCAUUUCAGGUAGGAAUGCGGAUUGGAGACGACAUACUUCAGCUACUAAUUGAUGAAAUAGCAAUGGAUGUUUAUUAG